Messenger RNA from Seminavis robusta, 636 nucleotides. The record is from the annotation of a GenBank genome assembly. NCBI's taxonomy places the organism in Eukaryota, Bacillariophyta, Bacillariophyceae, Naviculales, Naviculaceae.
AUGUUUUACUACCGUGCAGUGGAAGCGGACAUGGUGAAGCCCGAAUCCAAGAAAGUAGUGCCCGGCAACUCAGGACAAAGGACAAUAGAGUCACGCAUGAAGUUUGUUGCCCCACCUACGUCCACACAGAAGAAACAAAAGAUGGCAUUGGACGAUAUGGAACGCAUGCGGCGGAAGCUGCAAUCAAGGGAAGAACACCUAAAGUCAGACAUCAGGCUGAGAGAUCUACUGGACAAGAAGUCGAACCGUAACAAUCUGGGGCAGCCAUUGAGAGGACUCGGACGGACAAAGCUAGAGUAUCUGAUUGGCAUUGGUGUGACUACGGUAAAGGAGUUGCGCGACUAUGACGGUGGAGACAAAUCGGUGCUGUCAAACUGGAAAGAACUCACACGGGAGUAUUACAAGGGUGUCAAGGAUGAAGUGGAAAUGCUGUACAGUCAGCUGAAAAUCAUGCCCUUCUGGUUGUGGCAGAAGAGAUUGAGAAUGAGGAGGCCAAAGGAAUUGAUCCAAGAAACCAAUGCAACAAUGACGAAACAGACAACACUGACGAAGCUCCUGAAGCUACGUACACAGCAUUUUCGGAUCUGCUGGACCAGGAGCAGUACAAUGCACGAUGCCCAUCCAAGUCGCUCAUAG